Messenger RNA from Ruditapes philippinarum (Manila clam), 1192 nucleotides. Its product is annotated as max-like protein X. Lineage: Eukaryota; Metazoa; Mollusca; Bivalvia; Venerida; Veneridae. Gene Ontology annotation, molecular function: RNA polymerase II cis-regulatory region sequence-specific DNA binding; protein dimerization activity; DNA-binding transcription factor activity, RNA polymerase II-specific. Gene Ontology annotation, cellular component: nucleus. The record is from RefSeq and is a predicted model, not a curated record. Gene Ontology annotation, biological process: regulation of transcription by RNA polymerase II.
AAACGUAGAGACGCCAUCAAGCGUGGUUAUGAUGAGCUACAGGGUAUUGUGCCAACAUGCACGCAGACAGAUACCCUAGGUCCUUCCAAACUAAGCAAAGCUACUAUUCUUCAAAGAUCGAUUGAUUACAUUCAAUUUCUGGUACAGCAGAAGAAGAAGCAAGAAGAUGAGCUGGACUCUCUUCGUAAAGAAGUCAUGGCACUGAAGAUAAUGAAAGCUAAUUAUGAGCACAUAGUAAAGACACAUCAAAACCAGCCAGUACAUGGUCAGAAUCAAGUGUCAGAUGCUGCAAAAUUUCAAGUGUUUAAACAGAUAAUGGAUGCAUUAUUUUGCACGUUCAAUGCCAACAUCUCUGUGGCAAACUUUGCUGAGUUAUCAGCUUGUGUGUUCAGCUGGCUGGAGGAGUACUGUAAGCCUCAGACAUUGAGAGAAGUUGUGUUAGGAAUCCUUCGUCAGAUGAAUCAGCAGCUCAACCAUUGAAUUAUUACAGUGUUACACUGAUAUAUGUCCAUGUUUUAUCAUACAUCUUGAGAUGGAAAUCAUUUGAAUAUAAUAUACAACUGAGAAUUUUUUCUAUCUAAUGAAUUUAAAGUACUAUAAGAUGAUGUGAGUAAAGUGUUUUGGGUGUAACACAAACAAAAUAACAUUGUGAAUGAACUUGUAUCUAGCCCUGUCCGAUGCUUUCACACACCUAGAUCAAUAAUAUGGAGCUCUAAUAAAGUGUAUAUAUAAAAUAAAAAUAUUCCUAUACAAUUCUGACCAACUUAGAACUUAAUAUUUUAACAAUAAUUUGAAUACCCAAUAAAAACUUUUGGUGGAGCAAAAUAGUUGCUGAAAAUACACUCCAAAAAUGGUUGUAAGGUACACAAAUUUUAUGCAUUUUAAGAAAAUAGUACAUAUUUUUUCAGAACUUUAUGAAGAAUCAUGCUUUAACACAUAUUUAAGGAACAAUUUUCUGUUGUGUUUGUUAUGAGAUCAUGUGACUAAAUCACCAGCUAACAAACUUAAUAUGAUGUCUUGUUCAUAUGCAUGUGUGUAUAGUAUAUACUUUGAAGGACUUACCAUUGUUUACAACAUUUACAUAAUGAGAUUGUUAGAAUUGAGGUAAUGUACAUACUGUAAGGGAAUUUAGUAAUUGGGACAGGUGUGGUAGUUGUGUGUAAUCUUGAUAAGAAUUAAAGGAAAAACAUAA